AUGCCCAUAUUGUUCCUUGAUUAUAAAUACAUCCGACCAGGAUCAAUCGCUUACACUCACACUAUUGCUUCAUUAUGUUUGGAUAACAGAACACGGAUUUCUUCAUUUUUUUUUUUCUUUUCUUCAUUUUUUUCUUUUCUUCUUUUUUUCAUUUUUUCUUUUUUUUUCAAUUUUUUCUUUUUUUUUUUUUUUUUUUUUUUUUUCUCUUUUUUUUUUUUUUUUCAUUUUUUCAUUUUUUUUUUUUUUUUUUUUUUUUUUUUUUCAUUUUUUUUUUUUUUUCAUUUUUUCUUUUUUUUUUUUUUUCUUUUUUUUUUUUUUUUUUUUUUUUUCAUUUUUUUUCUUUUUUUUUUUUUUUUUUUUUUUUUUUUUUUUUUUCUUUUUUUUUCUUUUUUUUCAUUUUUUUCUCUUUUUUCAUUUUUUUUCUCUUUUUUUUCAUUUUUUCUUUUUUUCAUUUUUUUCUUUUCAUUUUUUCCUUUUUUUUCUUUUUUUUCUUUUUUUCAUUUUUUUUUUUUUCAUUUUUUUUUUUUUUUUUUUUUUUCAUUUUUUCUUUUUCAUUUUUUUCUCUUUUUCAUUUUUUUCUCUUUUUCAUUUUUUUCUCUUUUUCAUUUUUUUCUCUUUUUCAUUUUUUCUCUUUUUCAUUUUUUCUCUUUUCAUUUUUUUUCAUCUUUUUUUCAUUUUUUUUUUUCAUUUUUUUCUCUUUUUUUCAUUUUUUUCUCUUUUUUCAUUUUUUUCUCUUUUUUUUUUUUUUUUUUUUUUUUUUUUUUCUCUUUUUUUCAUUUUUUUUUCUUUUUUUCAUUUUUUUUUUUUUUUUUUCAUUUUUUUUCAUUUUUUUUUUUUUUUUUUUUUUUUUUUUUUUUUUUUUUUUUUUUCAUUUUUUUUUUUUUUUUUUUCUUUUUUUCCAGUUUUUUUCUUUUUUUUCUUUUUUUUUUUUCCAGUUCUUUUUUUUUUCAGUUUUUUUCUUUUUUUCAUUUUUUCUCUUUUUCCAGUUUUUUUUUUUCCAGUUUUUUUCUUUUCCAGUUCUUUUUUUUUUCCAGUUUUUUUCUUUUCCAGUUCUUUUUUUUUUCAGUUUUUUCUUUUUUUUUUUUUUUUUUUCAGUUCUUUUUUUUUUCCAGUUUUUUCUUUUCCAGUUUUUUUUUUUUUUUUUUCUUUUUUUUUCCAGUUUUUUUUUUUUUCAGUUUUUUUCUUUUCCAGUUCUUUUUUUUUCCAGUUUUUUCUUUUCCAGUUCUUUUCUUUUCCAGUUCUUUUCUUUUCCAGUUCUUUUCUCUUCCAGUUCUUUUCUUUUCCAGUUCUUUUCUUUUCCAGUUCUUUUCUUUUCCAGCAGUAUUAACUAAAGUACCCAAAGUAACUCGUGUUGUGUAUAUGGAUGAUGGAAAGAAAAUAUCAUCAGAUGGUUACUUAGCAUCAGUGCAAAUUUGUAGUAUUUCAGAAGUGGAACAAAUUGGGUCCAAGACUUCCAAAAGUGUUGUGAUCAGCCAUGCUAAUUUGAUGGCUGGUAUGUCUGGCCAAUGUGAACGAAUACCCAAAUUAGGUCCUAAUGAUAUCUAUAUAGGUUACUUGCCACUGGCACAUGUUUUAGAGCUUACUGCUGAGUUGUCUUGUUUAGCCCAUGGUACCUGUAUUGGUUAUUCUUCAGCACUGACACUAACUGACCAGUUGAUCAUGGAUCGACUGUACAAAAGUGUGUGGGACAAGAUCAACUCUCAGGGCAAAAUGACCAGGGCCUUGUUUGAGUUUGCCUAUUCUUAUAAAGGUUGGAGGCUUGAGUGUGGCUAUGACACUCCAUUAUUCAACAGAAUUUUAUUUAAAAAAGUGAGAGCCAUUUUAGGGGGACAUGUCCGAAUUAUGCUUAGUGGUGGUGCUCCACUGUCAGAAGCAACACAGAAGUUCAUGAAUAUCUGUUUCUGUUGCCCUGUUGGACAAGGAUAUGGCUUGACAGAGACCUGUGGUGCUGGAACGAUUACGGAAGUCACUGAUUUGAGUACUGGUCGUGUUGGUGCACCUCUGACAUGCUGUGAAAUUCGGUUACGAGAUUGGCCAGAAGGUGGAUAUACAACGUUAGAUAAACCUCAUCCUCGAGGUGAAAUCCUUGUUGGGGGUGGAAACAUUGCCAUGGGAUACUACAAAAAUGAAGAGAAGACCAAGGGAGACUUCAUCAAGAUUAAUGGAAUCAAUUAUUUCUGCACAGGAGACAUUGGUGAAUUUGAAGCUGAUGGCUCUCUCAAAGUUAUUGAUCGCAAGAAGGAUCUUGUGAAGCUACAAGCUGGUGAGUAUGUCUCACUCAGCAAAGUGGAGACUGUUCUCAAGAUGUCAUCUCUUGUUGAGCAAAUCUGCAUUUAUGCCAACAGCUUCCACAAUUUCACAGUCGGCCUGGUUGUACCUAAUCAGAAGAAUCUCUGCAAGCUUGCCAGUGAAAUAGGUCUGAAUGGAUUGGACUUUAAGCAACUUUGCCAGAACCAAAAGUUGGUCAAAGAAGUGACAAAGAAACUCAGUGACUUUGGUGUUACCUAUUAUCAAAUGCCAAAAUUAACUGCUAUUGAAAGAGUCUGGGUAUUCCUCAGUGCACAACACCUGACCCCCCCCUCUCAUUAUGACCUUACCAUCUUUUCCUCUUCCCACUUUCUAUCUUUUUUCUCUGUUCUUAUCUCUUUCUUUUAUUUUUGUUUUCCUCCCUGGUCAUGGCCUCAGCACCAUCCCUCAUUUGCUUGUGUCUACAGCUGA
Acanthosepion pharaonis is the source of this 2718-nucleotide messenger RNA. The record is from the annotation of a GenBank genome assembly. Lineage: Eukaryota; Metazoa; Mollusca; Cephalopoda; Sepiida; Sepiidae.